Diplodia corticola is the source of this 660-nucleotide messenger RNA. Its product is annotated as nadh-ubiquinone oxidoreductase 18 kda. Bases 1 to 660 code for a protein of 219 amino acids. NCBI's taxonomy places the organism in Eukaryota, Fungi, Ascomycota, Dothideomycetes, Botryosphaeriales, Botryosphaeriaceae. Gene Ontology annotation, biological process: electron transport chain. The record is from RefSeq and is a predicted model, not a curated record. The transcript has 3 exons.
AUGCAGCGGGCAUUGAACUCUCGGCUGCUCGCCGCAGCUUCGCGUCCUGUGGCGCAGCGCGCCUGUGCUCCUACGCGCCGCUUCUACAGCGCCAACACCGAGCCGACGCCAACCACCACCCCCUCGGACAAGCCCGGUGUGCAGGCAGGCGAUGCCUCGGUGGUCUCGAAGGAAGGUCCUUCUGAGGCCAUGGCAAAGCAUAACCCUGACUACAACGUGACCGUGGAUUACCGCACCUCAACCUUCUCUCCCAUCCCCAAGCGCGUCAUGGACGGCAGCGAGCCUGGUCAGGCUGUUCCUGCCGCCGUUUUAUCGGGCGCCCCCGUCGAUCUGCAAGCCCGCACUGUCCGCAUUUACAAGCCCUCUAAGCCCGCCACUCAGUCUGGCGAUUGGCACUCGCACCACUGGCAGAUGGACUGGGACCCUCUUUCCAAGGGUCACAGAUGGGAGAACCCGUUGAUGGGCUGGCAGUCGUCCGCUGAUUUCAUGCAGGGCGAGCGCAUGUUCUUCAAGAGCAAGGAGGACGCCAUUUCCUUUGCUGAAAAGCAGGGCUACGAAUACUUUGUUCAGGAGCCCAAUGAGCGGAGGAUCGUUCCCAAGGCGUACGCCAAUAACUUCUUGCACAGCCCCAAGAAGCUCAAGAUCGUCCGGACAAAAUAA